AUGUGGGUAGAAUCGAGGGCAAGGGAUGCAGACGGGUAUAAGCUGUGGUACUCUGGAUUCUUGAAGGGUAAGAAUGGAGUGGGUAUUUUGGUAGCUAGGGAUCUUAAAGAGUCUGUGGUAGAGUGUACCCUAAAUAUCAUUAACACUUACACGCCACAAGUGGGCUUGGAGGAUGAGGUCAAGAGGCGCUUCUGGGAAGGUAGCUAUACCGAGGUGCAUGGCGGCUUCAGUUUUGGGGAUAGGAAUGGAAGAGGUACUUCGCUGUUGGAUUUUGCUAAGGCAUUUGAGCUGGUGAUUACGAACUCUAGUUUUCCGAAGAGGGAAGAGGCAAAUUUGGUUACCUUCCAAAGCACGAUGGUGAAGACUCAGAUUGACUAUCUCCUUUUCAGGAGAUGUGACAGAGGGCUUUGUGAGGAUUGCAAGGUUAUCACAGGUGAGACCCUCAUACGCAGAAUAAGCUCUUGGUGA
Messenger RNA from Nicotiana tabacum (common tobacco), 468 nucleotides. Lineage: Eukaryota; Viridiplantae; Streptophyta; Magnoliopsida; Solanales; Solanaceae. The record is from RefSeq and is a predicted model, not a curated record.